AUGGUGUUUGCACACAACGCCGAAACGAAUUUCGUAUUUUUGUUUUUUCAACGUAUUUUUCUCAUUUUUUUUGUUUCAAAAAAUCUUUAGUGAAAUCGAUCUUCACCCGCAACGUUCGCAAGAAAUGUCAGCCAGAAUUUAUCAUCGGGUAUUUGAAAACUUUCUUUUUGAAGAAAAAUGUGUGAUUUUCAUUGGCAAUUUUCAUCGAUUUUGAAUAUUUUUAAUUUUAAAAUUAGGCUGAAAAAAUCGGUGAAAAUUGUCAUUGAAAAUUACAUAUUAUUGGAAAACUUAAUGAUUGAAUUUUGCAGAAGAAAUGUCUGAUGUUGAAGAGAAAAGCGAAGAAGGAGAACUGCGAUCAGAUGAUGGAGAUUCUUCUGAUGAAGGAAAAUCACGAAAUGAUUCGGACAAAACAUUGAAAGGUUUUUUUUUUGAAAUGAAAAUGUAAAAACAUUUCCUGAAAUAUAUUUUCAACGUGAACUUCAAUUUUGCGUGACCUGAAAACAUUUUUCAUUUUAAUUAUUUUGAAACAUUUCCAAUAAUUCCAAAAUUGAUAAUCGGCAAUAAUUUGUUAUUUAUAACAACUAUUUUCAGAUAAAAAGAAGAAAAAGAAAGAGAAAAAGCACAAAAAAGAAAAGAAGCAGAAGAAGGAUAAAAAGCAUAAACGAGAUAAAGAAGAAAAAGAAUCUCCAAUAAAAAGAAAAGCAUCACCUUCACCUUCGCCAAUUCGAAAAAGAUCUACAGUAUCUCCUGAACCUGCAAGAAGAAGAAGAUCACGAAGUCCUGAAAUUCGAAGAAAAUCUAGAUCGCGAAGUCCUGAAACUAGAAAGAGGUCUAGAAGUCCUGCAAUCAGACGAAGAUCGCGAAGUCCUGAAAUCAAAAGACGAAGAUCACGUUCUCGUAGUUUUGAAAAUCGAAGAAGAUCGAGAAGUAUUGAUAGACAAAGAAGGAAAAGUCCCGAACAAUCGAGAUAUAAUUAUAAUUUCAAAACUAGAAGAGAUUUUGGAAGUCGAAGAAGAUCACGUUCGAAAGAAAGAACUCAAAGAGAUUCAUCAAGAGACAAAAGAAAAUCAGGUGAUAGAAGAAAAGAAAAAAACGAAGAGGAAGAAAAACCGAUUGAAUGGAAUCUUGAUUCGGAUUCGGAAAAUGAAGAGAAAAAAAUUGAAGAUGCUAGAAAGAGAAGACAAAUGAUUUUGAAACAAAUGAGUGGAGCUGGAGACAAAAAUGAAGAUGUAAGUGAAAAAUACUAUUUAUGGAAAAAAUUUUCAGUUUCUAAUUUCAAGAAAAAAAGCACAUUUUUGUUUCUAAAAAUUCUGAUUCAGUUUUGUUUUUGAAAUUGUUUCAAAUAUCAAUAGAUAGAAAUGAAAAACUUGAGGAGAUCUUACAAACUCAUCAAAAAUUCUAUAUUUUGGUAAAGAUUUUCCGAAUGUUUUGAAAAGAAAAAAUUCAGAACUUCUUAAGAUUUUUCACAAUUAUUAUGAUUUAGAUUAACCGCCACGAAGAUUCUCCACAACUUCCAUCAUUGAAAAAAGGAAAAGAAUCGGAAGAUUCGAGUUCGGAUUCAGAAGAAGAUGAAACUGAUCGAUUGAUAAGAGAAGCUAAAAAAGUUGUGAAAUUAGGAAGUGAUUCACCAUCAAGUGGAAUGUCAACACCUGCAACAAUAAAAGAUGAAGGAACUCCAACUGAUUUCUUUGAAGGUUUGAAACAAAAAAUGGAACAUAUUGAGUAAGUAUUUUAUUUUUGAUUUUCUUGAAAAAUCGUGAUUUUUUUCAGACAAAAAUCGGAAACAUCUCAAGAAGAAGGAAAAGCAAGUAAAAAAGAUGAUGAUGAUAAAUUCGAUAUGUUUGCAGAUAAUGAAGAAUUACCACAAGAUAUGGGAACAAUUGAUGGACAUGCUGGAUCAAAAUUAGAUACUUUGAAAGAUAAUUGGGAUGAUACUGAAGGAUAUUAUCGUAAGUUUAUCAUUUGUUUUCCAGCUCACGAGAAAAAAAUUCAGAACAAAAAAAUUACAAUUUAUUUUAGGUGUCCGAAUUGGAGAAGUUAUAGAUGGCCGUUAUCGUGUUGUUGGUUUUACGGGUGCCGGUGUUUUCGGAAAUGUUUGUCGUUGUACAGAUCAAUUAAAAAACAAUACUGUAGCUGUUAAAAUUAUCAGAAAUAAUGAAAGCAUGUAAGUUUUUUUUCAAUAUUUCGAAAUAGAAAUAAAAUUAUCAUUUUAGGUAUAAAACUGGACUACGAGAAUUGGAUACUUUACGGAAAUUGAAUGAAGCUGAUAGUGAAGAUAAAUAUCAUUGUUUGAGAUUAUUCCGAACAUUCAAACAUCACAAUCAUUUAUGUUUAGUGAUGGAAAAUUUGAGUAUGAAUCUAAGAGAAUUGAUCAAAAAAUAUGGACAAAAAGAUGGUUUACAUUUGAAAGCAGUUAGAAGUUAUGCACAACAAUUAUUAUUGGCAUUGAGAUUAAUGAAAAAAUGCGAAUUGGUUCAUGCUGAUAUUAAACCAGAUAAUAUUUUGGUAUGUUUGUUUUUCAUUGAAGUAAGGAGAAAACAAAAUAGGUAAUUUUUCAGGUGAAUGAAUCGAAAUUGACUCUGAAGCUAUGCGAUUUUGGUUCAGCUGGAUAUGUAAAUGAACAAGAAUUGGGUCCUUAUUUAGUUUCCAGAUUUUAUCGUGCACCUGAAAUCAGUGAGUUUUUUUUUGGAAUUUUAAACGAGCAGUCAAAGUUUAGUCCCCAAUGGUUCUAAAGAAUAGAUAGUGUCCUUCCCUUUCUGUUAUACAUGUUUUUCAAAUUCAACAUCUAUUUUUCAGUGCUCGGUGUUCGUUAUGAUUACGCUAUUGAUUUAUGGUCAGUUGCUGCAACACUUUUUGAAGUUUAUACUGGAAAAUAUAUGUUUCCUGGAAGAACUAACAAUCAUAUGUUGAAGGUAAUUUUUCACAAAGUGUUGCCCAUGUUACUGAAUUUUUCAGCUUUUUACUGAUUUGAAAGGCAAAUAUCCGAAUAAAUUGGUCAGAAAGUCGCAAUUCAAAGAUCAGCAUUUUGAUGCGCACUGUAAUUUGUUGUUUCAUGAAGUUGACAAAGUGACACAGCGAGAUAAGGUUUGUGGAUUUUCCGAUAAUAUUUUUCAAACUUAUUAUUAUUCUAGAUAACCGUACUUGCCAAUUUGAAACCUACGAGAGAUUUGGAAUCAGAAUUAAUCGCUGGACAAAAAUUGAAUCGGGAACAAGUUGAACAGGUAUUCAACAAUUUUUUGAGUUUGUUCAUAAAUAUGUUCAAUUUUUGAAAAAAGUUUAAAUUCCGCUAUCUGUUCCUCGUGACUUUAUAAAUUUCAAAAGUUGUGAUUUUAUGAUAGCGAAAAUAAAAAAGUAAAUUCGCGGUGCUCAUAUUCUGUAAAUUUUCAAGAAAUGACUGAUUGGGAAUUGACAACAAUUUGAACGUAUUUUUUCAGGUUCAAUCAUUCCGUCAUUUAUUGGAUGGAAUGUUGGUAUUGGAUCCAUCAAAACGCAUCACAUGCAAUGAGGCUUUGAAACAUCCCUUCUUCACUCUUCCAAUCAAAUAA
This is a messenger RNA of Caenorhabditis angaria, 3545 nucleotides long. NCBI's taxonomy places the organism in Eukaryota, Metazoa, Nematoda, Chromadorea, Rhabditida, Rhabditidae. The record is from the annotation of a GenBank genome assembly.